Molecule: messenger RNA, 2206 nt
Organism: Elgaria multicarinata webbii
Lineage: Eukaryota; Metazoa; Chordata; Lepidosauria; Squamata; Anguidae
Gene: HDC
Product: histidine decarboxylase
Exons: 12
Coding region: 1-2001 (666 amino acids)
Biological process (GO): L-histidine catabolic process; histamine biosynthetic process
Cellular component (GO): cytoplasm
Molecular function (GO): pyridoxal phosphate binding; histidine decarboxylase activity
Source: RefSeq, a predicted model, not a curated record
AUGGACCACGAGGAAUACAGACAGAGAGGGAAAGAGAUGGUGGACUACAUCUGUCAGUACCUGACCAAUCUGAGGGAGAGGCGGGUGUCUCCUGAUGUGCAGCCAGGUUAUAUGAGGGACCAGUUACCCGACGGAGCCCCUUUGGAGCCAGACAGCUGGGACAACAUCUUCAAUGACAUUGAGAAAAUCAUUAUGCCCGGGGUUGUCCACUGGCAGAGUCCACACAUGCACGGCUACUUCCCAGCUCUCACCUCCUGGCCUUCUCUACUGGGAGACAUGCUGGCAGACGCCAUCAAUUGCCUGGGAUUUACUUGGGCAUCCAGCCCAGCCUGCACGGAACUGGAAAUGAAUGUGAUGGACUGGCUGGCUCAAAUGAUGGGUCUCCCCAAUACGUUCUUGCACUAUAACCCCGAAAGCAGAGGUGGAGGCAUCUUACAGAGCACUGUUAGUGAAUCAACCUUGAUUGCUCUACUAGCAGCAAGAAAGAAUAAAAUUCUGGAAAUGCAAGCAUCUGAGCCAGAUAUAGACGACUCAACUCUGAACUCUCGUCUUAUCGCUUAUGCCUCUGAUCAGGCUCACUCCUCGGUAGAAAAGGCAGGCUUGAUCUCCCUUGUGAAGAUGAGAUUUCUGCCUGUUGAUGAGAAUUUUUCCUUGAGAGGUGAAACCCUGAGGAAAGCUAUUGAAGAGGACAGAAGCCGAGGCCUCGUACCGAUCUUCGUUUGUGCAACCCUGGGUACAACUGGCGUCUGUGCUUUUGACAGCCUUUCAGAGCUGGGUCCAAUAUGUUCUAAAGAGGGACUCUGGCUUCAUGUGGAUGCGGCCUAUGCUGGAACAGCAUUUCUGUGCCCAGAAUUCAGGUCGUUUCUGAAUGGAAUUGAACAUGCUGAUUCUUUUACUUUCAACCCUUCCAAAUGGAUGAUGGUCCAUUUCGAUUGCACAGCUUUCUGGGUCAAGGACAAACACAAGCUACAGCAGACUUUCAGUGUUAAUCCCAUCUACCUCAGACAUCCCAAUUCAGGGUCAGCUACUGAUUUCAUGCACUGGCAGAUUCCACUGAGCCGAAGGUUUCGCUCUCUGAAACUGUGGUUUGUGAUUCGCUCGUUUGGUGUGAAAAGGCUUCAAGACCAUGUCAGACAUGGUACUGAGAUGGCCAAAUAUUUUGAGUCACUAGUCAGAAGCGACGCCCUCUUUGAGAUCCCUGCCAAGAGACACCUGGGACUGGUUGUGUUUCGUUUAAAGGGUCCAAACUGGAUGACAGAAAAGGUCUUAAAAGAUUUGAACAAGUCAGGAAAGCUCUUUGUUAUUCCAGCGACAAUUCAGGAGAAGUUAAUCAUCCGCUUCACGGUAACAUCUCAGUUUACAACCCAAGAGGACAUCCGACGAGACUGGACACUCAUCCAACAGGCUGCGGUAAAAGUCUUUAGCCUGCAUUGUACACCCAAACCACUCAUCAUCUCAGAGGAAGGGGUCCAAGACUGCGACAUAAUAACUAGCCCCAGUCUUGAGUCAACAGGAGUAGCUUCCCACUUUUUCUUGGAGAAAGGAGAAUGCAAAAUGUCUCCAGGUAAAAUAACUGUGCAACCUCGAAGAAGGUCGCUCAAUUCUCCUCUGUGGUCUUCUAGCGAAUAUGUACUGAGGCCCGAGGAUCCUCACUUGGAUGACUGUUUUGCAGAAGACAACCCAAAUGCUACCAGCUACAAGUUGCCCUCAUGCCUGAGCUUUUCUGUUCAAAGCAAGAAAAAGACAGCCCGUUCUCUCAGUGUGCCGACGGCUGAUAUAUGGGAGUCAAACCAUCUAAAGGCAGUGGGCUUAGAUGGCUCUGGGAGGAGCGGACCUUUCACCAAUGAGAAAUUCCUUUCCAAGUUGCCCAAAGAGAUAUUGAUGUUGAAGAAAAGUGACCUCAAGAAACGUCUGAAAUUUUACAGCGUCCCAAGUUUUCCUGAAUGCAACAUUCAGUGUGGCCUCCAGCUGCCGUGCUGCCCACUACAAGCCAUUGUCUAAUGCCUUAGCCCAACUUUGCCCAACUUUGUGCCUUCCAGAUAUGUUGGGCUACAGCUCCAAGGAUUCCCCAGUUGACAUGUGUUGGCUGGGGGAUGCUGGGAGUUGUAGUCCAACACAUCUGAAGAACACUGGGUUGCUUUAGCCCUUAACAGACUUCCUCAAGAAGGCAUGAACCAAAGCCUGCUUAUUCUCAUGCAAUGCAAUA